Messenger RNA from Physella acuta, 441 nucleotides. Its product is annotated as cornifin-A-like. The record is from RefSeq and is a predicted model, not a curated record. Lineage: Eukaryota; Metazoa; Mollusca; Gastropoda; Physidae.
AUGGGACAAUUAGCCAGCGGACGUUUCGUGGGGUCUGCCUGGCCCUGGUCAGCUGAGGAAUUCAUAGACGCUCCCCACCCUGAGGUACAGUCCCCACCCCGAGCACAAGAACCCCGACCCCUGCAGCACAAGAACCCCGACCCCUGCAGCACAAGAACCCCCGACCCUGCAGCACUAGGACCCCCGACCCCUACAGCACAAGAACCCCGACCCCUGCAGCACAAGAACCCCCGACCCCUGCAGCACAAGAACCCCGACCCCUGCAGCACAAGGACCCCCGACCCCUACAGCACAAGAACCCCCGACCCCUGUAACACAUGGACCCCGACCCCUGCAGCACAUGGACCCCGACCCCUGAAGUACAUGGACCCCGACCCCUGCAGCACCGACCCCUGCAGCACAAGGACCCUGCAGGAAUCACGCUGUGACCAGCACAGCUAG